AUGGAGUACGAGAAGUCGUUGUCGCUGGAGGCAAAUAUUAGGGCGGUGCUUUUUCCGGCCAGAUCUUGGAAGAAAAUCACCCCACCGUCGUCUCCCAUUUCGUGCUUCAACUUCCCUUUCGCCGCGAAGGCACGCGGCGCUGCUCCUCCCUCCGCCACCGCCUUCUACGGCGCGUAUGCGCCUCCCACGGCAGUGAGGCGGUGCGCGUCUCCGGUCGUUGGGAAUCCCGUCGUUGCCGGGAAAAGCCGUUACUGUCAGGCCAGGGCUUACCACUUGUCGAUUAGGAAUUAUUCUCAAUAG
Messenger RNA from Striga hermonthica, 300 nucleotides. The record is from the annotation of a GenBank genome assembly. Lineage: Eukaryota; Viridiplantae; Streptophyta; Magnoliopsida; Lamiales; Orobanchaceae.